AUGGUUGUUCCCGCCAGUACUGAAACGGCCAAAAAGAACACCACCACGCGGAAGAGGAAGGCGUCCGGUGGUAGGAAGAAACUCACAGACUUCAAUAAAUUCAUGCAGACGGAAGUCGCUCGGUUGAAGGAGCAGGAUCCCGACAUGCCCCACAGGGACAGGUUCAAAUUGGUGAUCGAGAACUGGAACAAGCAGAAAGAGAAGGACAAGUGA
This is a messenger RNA of Sparassis crispa, 213 nucleotides long. RefSeq lists its product with no specific name. The transcript is spliced from 3 exons. The record is from RefSeq and is a predicted model, not a curated record. Lineage: Eukaryota; Fungi; Basidiomycota; Agaricomycetes; Polyporales; Sparassidaceae. Bases 1 to 213 code for a protein of 70 amino acids. Gene Ontology annotation, biological process: multicellular organism development.